Molecule: messenger RNA, 1178 nt
Organism: Aspergillus homomorphus CBS 101889
Lineage: Eukaryota; Fungi; Ascomycota; Eurotiomycetes; Eurotiales; Aspergillaceae
Exons: 1
Coding region: 141-851 (236 amino acids)
Biological process (GO): proteolysis
Molecular function (GO): serine-type endopeptidase activity
Source: RefSeq, a predicted model, not a curated record
CAGCGUGCCGUUGCGUGAGUCGAUGAGAAAAUAAAUGGAUUGAUGGACGAAAGGAUGCAGACUCGGGGUUGGACAAGGCGCCUGUUUCUAAUGUGCUGGGGUGCGAACCUGUGUUGACGACGCAUCGUGGCGCAUCCCCCAUGGAACACAUUCCAGGCUUUGUCUCUCAAAUACUGGCUCCAAGUCCCAAAUAUCACAACUCCAACUAUCGGGCUCCAGAGCUGCUCGAACAACUCGGUUCAGACGGUCUUCCCAUUUUGGUUGCGCGACCACGUCUGCGACAUCUCCAAGCCCACCACCUAGUUCGGCCAUGCACUCAAUUAACCGUACUCCAACGUGCCGUGGAAAAGGCCAGCGAUGCCGGGGCCCUGAUUUUCGCCGCCGCGUCAAAUUGGGGCAAUCGGGGCAGCGUCCCUUUCCCAGCACGUCACAGCUUCAGAACCAUGUGCAUGUUCUCAACCAACGCCGACGACCAGGCUUCUUCCUUCAAUCCGGAACCCCGCGAGCGGGAGAACAAUUUUGCCAUCCUGGGAGAGGACCUGGAACACCCCGCCGACCCCCAGCGGCGCGAGAGCGGCACCUCCAUGGCCACAGCCAUCGCCGCCGGGCUGGCAGCCCGCAUCGUCGACUUCAGUAGACAGGGGGAUAAUGCGACGAUCGAGCGGGUCGCCGACGUGGGCUCCCUGGCAGGCAUGACGGCCAUCUUCCGCUUCAUGUCCAAGCGAGCGGGCCCGUUCCAAUGCGUGUCGCCGUUACGUCUCAUGUCGGAGCGAUAUCGAUCCAACGCGAGGGAAAAGAACCGCGCCUAUGUGCGGGAGAGUCUGCACCGAGCAAUGGAGAGCGCCGAUUAGAAUUUAUUCAUGGAGAGAGAUAGAGGUAGCGAUUAGUGACUAUCACAUCAACAAUCAAUUUUCUUCCGUUCAAGUUCUGAAAAUGCUAUCCUCACAAGUCAUGACAAAUUCCACAACCGUUCAGGUCAUAUAUAAAACAGAGCGAGCGAGACACAAGUUUACACUCUGCCAGUAUCGUUCUGGGGGAGAACCCCCAGACCCCCCUUCUUUUCAUCUCUCCAAGCACAGCAACACGCCACGAAAGAUUUCCCUAGCGGGGAACCUUCCUCAAACACCUCUACCAGCCCAUGUACGCCUAACCAGGAAGCUGAAAGAAAGGGGGGUCUG